Molecule: messenger RNA, 2294 nt
Organism: Bombus pascuorum
Lineage: Eukaryota; Metazoa; Arthropoda; Insecta; Hymenoptera; Apidae
Exons: 8
Coding region: 605-1939 (444 amino acids)
Biological process (GO): proteolysis
Cellular component (GO): lysosome
Molecular function (GO): cysteine-type peptidase activity
Source: RefSeq, a predicted model, not a curated record
ACCAUGGUACGCAGUCACGGGCUGACUAGGCAUUUAGUUCGCGUUUACCUAGCGUAUUCGCGGGCCAGUUAAGCUCUCGCUUUCGAGCCGCCAGCACCGACAGAUCUUCUCCAAUUGUUUCCAAUCGCAAGUCCGCGUAACUUUGAAUUUACCUUACGACUCGCGUUCAUCAGAUUUGCACCAAUAUCCAAACCUACUUCACCUUUCUUCUUUAAGUACAGCCAAUUUUUUUUUAUCAUUCUAAUCUCUCCUUAGUUUCCUUAUUCUCAUUCCUCUAAUCGUCCCCUCUUCCUACCUUCCUUCCUUCCUUCCUUCCUUCCUUUCCUCCUUCCUUCCUUCCUUUUCCCUUUCCUUUCUUCCUUGUUUUCCUCCUACCAUUCAUUCCUUCAUUCCUUCUUUCUUUUAAACAUCUGUCGUUGGUUUUACUGUAAAACGAUCAAAGAUUUUUAAUCGUGUAUCAGGACCGUUUCUCACAGGCGUCUACUACUGCUGAGUACCACAAAGCAGAUGCUUGUUGAUAUUGCAAAAACAAGUUCAAAAAGUUUGCUGUUUCUUCGGAUCAGAAAAUCUCUUCUAACCACGAGAAACGACGAACGCGUGGAAAAUGCAAUCCUGGAAAGGCUCAACGUGCGGUAUUUUUCUUCUGGCUGUGGUGUCGAUCGUCAAUGGGAUACCCGAUUUUUCGGACUUGCCGGCAGGUCCUUAUUGCGCCAGAUGGUAUCCACUAGGCGAUUGCUGUGCAGGUCGUCAGGACGAUUGUAGUACUCCAAUUCUCAGCACCGUUUGUUACUGCGAUGAUUUUUGCAACCGAGAGAAACAAGAAGAUUGCUGUCCAGAUUAUUGGAGCCACUGCAAAGGAAUCGAACCCAACAUCACUCUACCACCGCCGCAAGAAACAAGACGUUGCUAUUUCCAGGGGAAAUAUUACAAUCAAGACCAAACAUUUACAAUCAAUUGCAAUAUAUGCAAAUGUACGGUAAUGGGUAGAGACACUGAAGUAUUUUGCGAACAGCAUCGAUGUUUGCAAAACCCAGAACUAAUAGAUGAGAUCAACUCGCUGGAUUUGAGUUGGAGGGCACGAAAUUACUCCGAGUUUUGGGGUAGAACGUUAGACGAAGGUGUGAAACUGCGCUUGGGUACUUUAAAUCCGUCACGAUCGGUUUACAGAAUGAAUUCCGUGCGACGGAUUUACGAUCCGGAGUCCCUACCACGAGAGUUCGACGCCAGGAUUCGUUGGCCUCGAGAGAUCUCGGACAUAGACGAUCAAGGUUGGUGCGGCGCAUCCUGGGCGAUUUCUGCCACACGCGUCGCUUCAGACAGAUUUGCCUUAAUGAGUAAGGGAGCCGAUAGCGUCCUCCUCAGCGCACAGCAUUUACUCUCGUGUAACAACAGAGGACAGCAAGCUUGCAGCGGCGGCUAUUUAGACAGAGCCUGGCUAUACAUGCGAAAAUUCGGCCUAGUCGACGAAGACUGUUAUCCAUGGGAAGGCACGAACGUACAAUGCAAGUUACGAAAGAGAACAGACUUGAAGACUGCUGGUUGUCGUCCUCCGGUAAAUCCACUUCGAACAGAAUUAUAUAAAGUUGGGCCGGCUUAUCGGUUAGGCAACGAAACUGAUAUUAUGUACGAAAUUUUAACAUCUGGACCGGUGCAAGCUACCAUGAAAGUUUAUCAAGACUUUUUCUCUUAUGAAUCCGGAAUAUAUAAACACACAGCAACCACCGAACACUAUGCAUUUGGCUAUCAUUCGGUUAGGAUUAUCGGAUGGGGGGAAGAUACGUCCGCGCAUCGUCAUCACAACUUGCCAAUCAAAUAUUGGUUGGUCGUUAACUCUUGGGGUCAGCAAUGGGGCGAGAGCGGUUUGUUUCGAAUUCAAAGAGGAACUAAUGAGUGUGAUAUCGAAUCGUUCGUAGUAGCAGUAUGGGCGAAAACUAUCUAAGGAAAGGUGCAAGAAUCAAGAAAUGCUGCAUUUAUCUAUCGGAUCGUAUAUUGCGUUGCGUUGCGCUUUCUUCUAUCAAUAUACGAAAUCGAUUCGUGUUUGAUUCAUCGUUAUUUCCUUUGCAUCAUUACAUAUAUAUAUAUAUAUAUAUUUUUCUCAUUCACAACAAAUUCCAUUUAACAUAUUUUAUUAACGUAUCAAUUAAUGUUUGCACACAGUUUAAGAAACAAAUGAAACGAUUGCCAAAUACUUUCUGACCAUAUAUGUAGGCAACACCAUGUAUGAAUUAAUUCAUCUGUAUGUUAGGGAAUAAAAUAUCAGAUGCUCUGAAUAUAUUAAUAUAUUUUUGCAUAAA